CAAUUAUUUGUCGUUCAUUUCAGAUCAACUUUUCUCCACUUUCAAUUUAUUACUAUUAUAAGUUAACUUGUUUGAAUCAAUAAAAUAAAUUCAAUCAACUUCAACAUGAAUAAAUCAGUUAUUCCAAUUUCAAUCUUGUUAAUUUGCUUCAACAUUGUUUUUGUUUCAGCUCAUUUAGAAAGACCUGGUAAAUUCGUUGAUCAUGAUCGUACAGUAACCAAUUGUGCCCGAUACAAGAGAGAAGCCAAUCAACACACUUGUGUCCUCGCCCCAUUCACGACUGAAGGUCCAUACUUUUUACCUGAUGACUUUGAGCGAUCUGAUAUUACUGAUGGUCAAGUUGGCAUACCACUUGAUUUGACGAUUCGUUUGACUAAUGCCAGUGAUUGUUUGCCUUUAUCCGACUUGUAUGUUCACAUCUGGAAUGCCAAUGCUACAGGUCACUAUUCCGGUGUUCAAGAGUUCAAUAGCUUCCCUAAACCAACUUAUCGUCCAAAACCAAUUGAUGAUGUUCGAUUUCUUCGUGGCUUCCAGAAAACCAAUGAACAUGGUGAAGUAAACUUUAAAACGAUUCUUCCUGGUUGGUAUUAUGCUCGUUGUUUACACAUACAUGUUGAAGUAUACCAUAAAGCAGUUGCAGAAAGCGAUUCAAUAACUUAUAUUGGACAGCUUUACUUUAAGCGUGAAUUGCCAACACAAUUAAGACUAGUUGAACCUUAUUCACAAAAUACCAAUGAAAUCCUAUUGAAUGAACAAGAUAGGUUCUUCGCUGCAGAUCAUGGCCAAGACAAUAUCAUUGAGUUGAAAUCACAAGAUGGUAGUUAUACUUCUUAUGUCACUUUGGGAAUUGAUCCUGAUAUCAUGAUUUCUGUACAGUAAAAUAUAAAAAUUUAAUUUCGAUAUAUUCUAAUGUAUAUUAUGAGACAAAAUCAUUUAAAAUUUAAAAGGCAAAUAAAUCUAUUUUCAAUCAUC
Tetranychus urticae (two-spotted spider mite) is the source of this 972-nucleotide messenger RNA. RefSeq lists its product as uncharacterized. Lineage: Eukaryota; Metazoa; Arthropoda; Arachnida; Trombidiformes; Tetranychidae. The record is from RefSeq and is a predicted model, not a curated record. Gene Ontology annotation, molecular function: iron ion binding; oxidoreductase activity, acting on single donors with incorporation of molecular oxygen, incorporation of two atoms of oxygen.